This is a messenger RNA of Arachis ipaensis, 657 nucleotides long. The record is from RefSeq and is a predicted model, not a curated record. NCBI's taxonomy places the organism in Eukaryota, Viridiplantae, Streptophyta, Magnoliopsida, Fabales, Fabaceae.
AUGGAGGUUGCUUAUAACACAAAGGGCUUGGCAUUGUAUCAAAAGAAGUACACAGCAAAUCUCUUGGAGAAAUUUGGCAUAUUGGAGGCAAAACCUGCUUCAACACUGAUGGACUAUUCAGUGCAUCUCUCCAGGACCUCAGGAGCGCCCCUCACCGAGCCCACUUUGUAUAGAAAGCUCAUUGGCAAGCUCCAAUAUCUUACCAACACCAGACCUGACAUUGCUUUUGCAGUGAAAAAAUUAAGUCCAUAUUUGGAGUCUCCUACUCAAGACCAUUACAAAGCGGCCCUACGAGUUCUACGUUACUUGAAGAAUGCCCCAGCCACGGGUUUUUUUUCCCCUUUUGUUACUGACUUCAAACUCAUUGGUUUUGCUAAUGCGGAUUGGGGGACAUGCCCCGAUACCAGGCACCCAGUCUCUGGUUACUGUUUCUUUCUUGGCACAACGCUGAUCUCUUGGAAGAGCAGCAAGCAACAAACUGUGUCGAGAUUGUCUUCUGAAGCGAAAUAUCGAGCCUUGGCCAAUGCCAUUUGUGAAUCUCUCUGGCUUCUUCGCCUGCUACAUGUGCUUAGUGUGAGUCAUCCCCAGCAUUUUCUUCUGUACAGUGAUAGCCAGUCUGCUUUAGCCAUGGCAGCCAACCCGAUCCUGCAUGAAUGA